This is a messenger RNA of Lepidothrix coronata (blue-crowned manakin), 1689 nucleotides long. It is a transcript of the gene F9, whose product is annotated as coagulation factor IX. Gene Ontology annotation, cellular component: extracellular region. The record is from RefSeq and is a predicted model, not a curated record. Gene Ontology annotation, biological process: zymogen activation; blood coagulation. NCBI's taxonomy places the organism in Eukaryota, Metazoa, Chordata, Aves, Passeriformes, Pipridae. Gene Ontology annotation, molecular function: serine-type endopeptidase activity; calcium ion binding. The transcript has 8 exons. Bases 69 to 1472 code for a protein of 467 amino acids.
UGGAACUAUUGACUGAGCUCCACCACACGAACAAGUUGUCAGCGAGAGGUCUGGGCGGUGGGAAGAAGAUGGCAAAUAUCCCCCUCAUACUCUUCAUUUGUCUUCUGGCAGCUUGUCUUGGUGAUGAAAGUACAGUCUUCAUCGAGAACAAAGAGGCAAGCUCAGUUCUGCAGAGGCAAAAACGAGCCAACUCAAACAGACUAGAAGAGUUUAUUCCUGGGAACCUCGAGAGAGAAUGUAUGGAAGAAAAAUGCAGCUUUGAAGAAGCCCGAGAAGUAUUUGAAAACCAAGAGAAAACGAUGGAGUUUUGGAAAACAUACGUUGAUGGAGAUCAGUGCAACCCCAACCCAUGCAAAAAUGGAGCCGUGUGCAAGGACGGAAUAAAUUCCUAUGUGUGCUGGUGCCCAGCUGGGUAUGAAGGCAGAAACUGUGAGAUAGACUUCACUUGUGCUAUCAAAAAUGGAGGCUGCAAGCACUUUUGCAGUCAUGACCCACCACAGAAGGUUGUGUGUUCCUGCGCUGCUGGCUAUAGACUUCAUGAAGAUGGAAAGUCCUGUGAACCUACAGUGCCGUAUCCCUGUGGGAAGAUCACGGCUCCUGAAGCAAAGAGCAAGCUCACCCGAUCCAUGAACACCUUUGAGAAUUGGAACAUAACCGGCGAUGACCAUGAGGAUGCUCAAGACGAGGUGCUCGACAACAUCACGGAAACCAGCACUGCUGCCACCACGAAAAUCACACCGAUAAUUAAGGAGGGCACCCGGGUUGUCGGCGGGACAGACAGCAUGAAAGGCGAGGUGCCUUGGCAGGUUCUCCUGCUGGACAGUAAUGGUGAGGGCUUCUGUGGCGCAUCCAUCAUCAACGAGAAAUGGGUGGUGACAGCAGCGCACUGCCUGGAGAAAGGCCUUGACAUCUCUGCUGUGGCAGGUGAACACAACACUCGGGAGGAUGACCACACAGAGCAGCGGCGUAAAGUGGUGAAAGCCCUUCCCCACCCCACGUACGACGCCUCGAUCAACGAGUACCACAACGACAUUGCCCUCCUGGAGCUGGACGAGCCCCUCGUUUUCAACAGCUACGUCACCCCCAUCUGCCUCGGCAGCCGGGAGUUCACCAAUGCCCUGCUGAAGCAGGGCACGGGGACGGUGAGCGGCUGGGGCCGCCUGCACUACCGUGGCCGGCCGGCCACCACCCUCCAGGUCGUCAAGGUGCCCUUUGUUGACCGGCCGACCUGCCUCAAGAGCACCUCCACCACCAUCCUGCAGAACAUGUUCUGUGCAGGUUACCCAUCUGGGGGCAAGGACACCUGCGAGGGGGACAGCGGAGGGCCCUACACCACUGAGAUCGAGGGCACCUGGUUUCUCACAGGGAUCACCAGUUGGGGUGAGGAAUGUGCCAAGCCAGGCAAAUAUGGCAUCUACACCAGGGUCUCCAAGUAUGUGAAGUGGAUAAAGCAAAACACGAAGCUCACCUAACCCGAAGGAGUGUUAUGCUGUGCUGGGGAGGCUACACUGUGCUGGGGGAUGGACUGGUUAGUUGAAGAGAGACCCAUAGCAAUCUCCAUGUUUUUGAGAAAUCACUGCAGUUUAAUAAACAUUUCUAAAUGAAAUAACCUCUGCUCUUGGAAGGCAAAAGUUAAGAGAACACAAUGAAAACAUGGUAAUAAAGAAAUAAAAAGCCCUUUUAAUGGUC